UAAACGUAUCCAUUGUUGAAUGCUUGAGUUUGAGUGAGUUCGAACCUACACUACUCGUGGAACUCGUACGUUAUCUUCUUCCCGCCAAAUGCUCUGCUUUCCUCUUCUUCAGCUCUCAUCAUUUCUCACUACUACUCAACUCCAAAACCCAGCUUUUCAACCAUUCUCUUAUCUGCCCAGAAAAAUCCCUUUUUUUUCUCUUCCAAAAUGCCUCUCUUUCUCAUCGUUUUCUCACUUUCCAAACAUAAUCUCUUCUGGGCACCCAAGAAUUUUUCUGGGUUCUUAUUCUAGUUUGUGUUCGUCUGGUUCUUCGUCCGAUGAUGAUUUGGAGAUCGAAUUGAACCGUCUUUUGGCUCUCUUGCCUGAGGAAAUGAGGGUAAGAGUGAAUGAACACCCAGAGCUUCACCAAUUGAUUGAAGUGGUUAUGGAUUUGGGUCGGAAGCCACUCGCUCGGUUCCCAUCUGGGGACUUUGUUUUGUCAGAUUCUCCCAUUACUGUUAAGGAUCUUGAAUAUGCUACUUCUCAGGUUGGUGACUUUGCUAUCGACAAUCGAGCAGGUAUCAGCAGGACUUUGCAUCGAAUUAGUGCUGUCAGAAAUAGAAAGGGUGCCAUUAUUGGUUUGACUUGUCGUGUUGGUCGAGCUAUAUCGGGAAGUGCUAAUUUGCUGCGAUAUUUGGUUCAGGAUGGUUCUUCUUUGUUGCUCAUUGGACCUCCAGGUGUAGGAAAAACCACAAUUAUCAGGGAAAUAGCUCGGAUGCUCGCAAAUGAUUACAAAAAACGUGUAAUGAUUGUUGACACCUCCAAUGAGAUUGGUGGCGAUGGUGAUAUACCUCAUGCUGGAAUAGGUAAUGCGCGUCGGAUGCAAGUGCCAAACUCUGAUUUGCAACAUGAGGUACUGAUUGAAGCAGUUGAAAAUCAUAUGCCUCAAGUGAUUGUAAUUGAUGAAAUUGGCACAAAACUUGAAGCUAUGGCUGCCAGUACGAUUGCCCAACGUGGUAUUCAACUAGUUGCCACUGCUCAUGGAGUGACAAUCAAGAAUUUGAUAAUGAAUCCUUCCCUAGAAAUGCUUGUUGGGGGAAUACAGAGUGUGACUCUAGGAGAUGAAGAGGCAAGUCGACGGGGUGUCCAGAAAUCAGUGUUGGAAAGGAAAGGUCCUGCAACAUUUAGUUGUGCUGUCGAAAUAGUUUCAAAGACAGAGUUGAGAGUUCAUCGCAGCUUAGAUUCAACCGUGGAUGCAAUUCUUGCAGGUCGUCAUCCAUAUGUUGAAGUUCGCAAGAUAAACUCUGAUGAGUCUGGUGAAACUUUAGAAAGGGAGCCUUCAAUUGGCAGUUCAUCUGAUACAGAAAGUGAUCUUAUGGAUGAAGAAGAUCCAGAGCUGGUUGAGAGUGGAACUCUUUACAACUACUUCGAUUAUGAGGCCUCCCAAAACAUGGGAGAGGACUCGGGGGAAGGAGGGAUGCCACUUCGCCUUUUUGUUUAUGGGAUCCUUGAGGCGAGUGUGACACAAGGGAUUAAGCAGUUGAAGAUUGAAGAUAAUACCACUAUCUGCUUAACCAAUAAUAUCAGCGAAGCAGAUGCAGUUCUUGCCUUGCAGUCAAAGCUGAAGAAGAAUCCUCGCAUUCAAGCUGCUUUUAAAUCUCAUAACAUACCAAUUUAUAUGACUAAGACUAGCUCAUUGGUGCAAAUAAGGAAGGUGAUUCGGGCAUUACUCAGUGAUCAUGAAGAUGGUUUAAAGGAUUUUGGAUCAGUUGAAAAGGUCAAGCCAUCUGAGAAAACUGAUGCAUUGGAGGAAGCAAGAUUAGCCAUUGAGCAAGUUGUGAUCCCAAAAGGUGAACCAGUUGAACUACUACCAAGGUCACCGCGCAUCAUAUCACUUCAGUUUGAUCUUAUUCGGAAAUACCAACUGGAAGCGGAACAAAUAGGUUCAGGUGCAGAGACACAGCUGCGCAUCCUCCCUUUCGGUCAGACAAUUGAAUUUGAGGAGGAAAACGGUGAACAGAAUUCCAUUUCUGAUGAUGAUGAUGCAGAUGAUUUUGUUGAUGAUAAUGGUAACUCUAAUGGGUCUCCCUACUUGGCGGACAGACUACCAUUACUACCGGAGUAACCAUAAUUGUUUUAAUUUGAUUUUGGUGAUAAAGCUCUACUUAUUGAGAAAAUGUAUAUAAGACAUUGAUAAUUUUUAAUUGAAAAAAAAAAAAAAAUCCCAGCAAACUUAGCAGCUAAA
This is a messenger RNA of Humulus lupulus (European hop), 2224 nucleotides long. Its product is annotated as protein SEEDLING PLASTID DEVELOPMENT 1. The transcript has 9 exons. Bases 89 to 2104 code for a protein of 671 amino acids. NCBI's taxonomy places the organism in Eukaryota, Viridiplantae, Streptophyta, Magnoliopsida, Rosales, Cannabaceae. The record is from RefSeq and is a predicted model, not a curated record. Gene Ontology annotation, molecular function: ATP hydrolysis activity.